AUGUCUUAUGCAUAUCUCUUCAAGUACAUAAUAAUCGGAGACACCGGAGUUGGAAAAUCAUGCCUUCAACUUCAAUUCACUGACAACCGAUUUCAACCAGUCCACGACGUAACAAUCGGUGUCGAAUUCGGUGCAAGGACAAUCACCAUUGAUAAUAAACGAAUCAAGUUAAGUAUAGGAGACACAGCAGGUCAAGAAAUGUUUAGAUCAAUAACAAGAUCGUAUUACAGAGGAGCAGCAGUUGCAUUACUUGUUUAUGAUAUAACAAGGAGAGAAACAUUUGAUCACUUGGCUAGUUGGUUAGAAGAUGCAAGGCAACAUGCAGAUUCAAAUAUCACCAUUAUGUUAAUCGGUAACAAAUCCGAUCUCAUUAAGAAGCGCGUUGUAAGUACUGAAGAAGGCGAGCAAUUUGCGAAGGAGAAUGGUUUGAUCUUCAUGGAGGUUUCGGCGAAAAAUGCAGAAAAUGUUGAAGAUGCAUUCAUAAAAACAGCUGAAGCAAUAUAUAAAAAGAUUAAACAUGGAGAAAUCGGUAUGUUGAAUGAAACUCAUGGAAUCAAAAUUGGAUAUGCUGAACCAUUAAUGGGUAGGAUCCCUUCUGUUUUUGGUGGAAGCUGCUGCACUUGA
Vicia faba (fava bean) is the source of this 624-nucleotide messenger RNA. The record is from the annotation of a GenBank genome assembly. NCBI's taxonomy places the organism in Eukaryota, Viridiplantae, Streptophyta, Magnoliopsida, Fabales, Fabaceae.